CUUGUUCUAUACACGUGUAGGUUUUUGGCAUUAGCCUUCAAGCAUCAUUUUGCGGAGAGAUUGGAAAACUAGAAAUUAAAACAAUAUUGUUCAUAUCUUUGUUCUUUUAGCCCUUCAGUAAUGAAUUAUCUUAGUCGCGUCGCAUCUAGGCUCGACAGCAUCGUUGAAUAGCCGAGCGCAAAAUAUUUGUGUUUUAAGGUAAAUUUUGGAAAACAGAUGCGAAGACGGAAAGGAUAGGGGAAUCCAGGGCGAGAUAUUGUGGAGUGGGCCGGACCAAAAGACUACGUUUGAACUAGGUCAAAAGCAACUUAAAAUAUUAAUGGCCAAAGAGAAUUAAUUUUUUUUUUUAAAUUUAAUGUUGUGUGCGUUUGUCCUGACGAAUUGUAUCUGUUGUUAUAGUGAUGUUUACUAUUUACUUACUGGUGUCAAAACUCAUUCACCUUGGCUAUUAAACCAAUGAUUUUCAUGGAAAUGGAGGAGAACUUGUUCUAUUGUUAGUCUGUUUUUCUAUGCGCCGAUUCACUUACAAGAUUUCUCUUGACAAGAAAGUUAGCGUUUGAAUUUGCAGUUAUAUUAUAAAUAGGGGUGAAAGAAUUUUCUAGCAACGCCCACAAAACAUUAUCAUGGUACACUCUAGGGGUUGUUUUCGAACUUUCCGACGAGCACCCCCGUCCUUUUUAUAUGGGAUUCCACCCGGGUGGCAAUGGUGUCCUGAUCUGACCGUUCUGCUUUGUGCGUAAUCCGACUUAAACAUAACCUGUUUGCCUACGUCUAUAAUUCUAGACCGCUCUGUUGUGUAGGAGAAAACCGGGUUUGAGUAGCGUAACAAACAAAAAUAACUGAAAGAAAGAAGGAAAGAAAGGCCGUGGAUCAUUCGGGAAUAGAAGCUGGAAUGUCAGUUCCGAUUUGAAUUAAUCGCGUGCAAGGAUCUGUAUACGUAAUCAGAAAAUUUCCCCUCAGUCAAAGGAAAAGAAGCUAAAAGAGGUUUCGCUGCGCUGGUCUGUGUCAGCGCGCCACAUUCGAUUCCACAUGCGAGCCUGCGAUCAGUGAAGCCGCUGAUUAUGGCGGCUGUUGGGGAGCAGUUUUGUUUAUCUCUAAAUUUCAGCUCGGAAAAGCUUGGUCCAGAUGUUCUUUGGUAUAAUCCACCACAGCAGUAUAAACUACGCUGCAAUGGCGACACAGGAUUAAAAGUUUUAUCGAAAGGACAAACAGAUUUUUGGAAGAGAACUUACUACAACCCAGAAAUCAUUAAAGACAAUGGGCAUUUGCUUCAUCUUGUGGUCAAACAGACAAAUAGCAUCAUAGAGACAUCAUUUGAACUAACAGCUGUGAACCAGUUUGAUCAGGCUGGUAUAAUGAUAAGAGUAGAUGGUGAUCAUUGGAUAAAGACAGGUUUAGAGUAUGUUGAUGGAGCAUGUUUCAUGAGUUGUGUAGUGACAAACUACUGGAGUGACUGGUCAACACAGGCCUGGAACAACAACAAAUUGGCAAUUAGAAUUCACAAGAUACAAGAUGAUUAUGUGAUUGAGAGUAAAUUACCAAACGGAAGCUCUGAUGAAUGGAAAUUUGUUCGAAUUUGUCAUCUGGACUCCAGAGGGAACGCAGUGAAGAUUGGACUGUACUGUUGUUCUCCUACUAAAGAGGGAAUGAGUGUGGUGUUCGAUCAAUUAAGCAUUCAACAUUCCGAUGGCUCAUAUAGUCACAAAGCUUCUUAGAAAUUAAAUCAUUUUGAACUUUAGAUAUAAUAAAAUUGAUUUUGAUUUUUCACAAUCCUCAAGGUAUGUUAAUACAUUCAUACUCAAAUUUAGAAUUGAAAAAAAAAAUCACUUUAUAUACAGUUGACACAGGGUUAGAUUGAUGGGGGCUGGGUGGGGGCAAAAAUUGGACUUGAGCACAAAACUUUUACUUUUAUAUCAUGCUAUUGAAAAUACCCCAUUGACAAGAAUUCAUCCCCUGCCCCCAAUAUUUAUUAUCUCCAUGUUUUUCAAGCUUAGAAAUCAAGCAUCAUGUAUAUAAAUUAUAUUUACCAGUUAGAAUGGGACUCAUAAAAUUCCUGGAAUUUGCCUUCAGAAACAAAAUCUAAAAUUUUUUGAUUAAAACCAAACAGAAUAUACAAUUUGUGGAAGAUCAUUGUUUUGACUUGUUGAGGAUUUAACAUUUUUUUCUUUGUCGUAUUACUUGUUGCAAACUGAGUACAUUUACUUCUGACAAUAUGAUCACAAGUUGACAUUUACCAUUUUUAAUUUUUUCCCUUACUUGAUGUUUGAUCCUAGUAAGUCUAGUAAUAUGUAGCCUGUGGUGGCUGCACACAGACGUGUCACAAAAUCCCCGGUAUGGUCUGUCCACCAACCCUAUACUGGUGGUUUAGACUGUCUGCGACGCAGGCUAAGUAAUACAACGUUUUUUCAAAACAAAGCAAAACAUUGUAAUUACUUUGUGUCCUAAUUCACACUUACAUUAUACAUGCAUUUUUGAUAACUGGUAUAUAUAGCUGAAAUUAUAAAGAAUUUGUUAUGUAUUAUUUAUUCAACUUUAGGAAACUUCAAAAAAAUAAAGCACAUCAGAAAACAAAUGUUUUGCCAUCUGUACUUAUCUUGAGUGACUGUAAAUAUUAUAAACAGAAAAAAUCAGCAUGUUUACAAAUUUUUGGCCCAUAUAAUAUCUAAAACUUAUAUUUGACAAAAUUAAAUUAGUCAGCGACUAGAUUUGCAAAUAUAACUGUUAGGAUAAGCGGAAAGGGCUAAUUAAAAGUACGUGUCACAGGUCAGAUCACAGGUCACAGGCUGGACAAAAUAAAACAAGUAAGUUACCGAUGUCACA
Orbicella faveolata is the source of this 2820-nucleotide messenger RNA. RefSeq lists its product as uncharacterized. Lineage: Eukaryota; Metazoa; Cnidaria; Anthozoa; Scleractinia; Merulinidae. The record is from RefSeq and is a predicted model, not a curated record.